AUGGAGCUCGAGGCCAUGAGUAGAUAUACCAGCCCAGUGAAACUGGCUCUCUUCCCCCACCUGACCACAGUGCUAUUGGCUGCUAGCAUAUUCUUUACCCUCUGGUUCUUCAUUUGCAAGGUUACCUCUCCCAAGUGCACUCUGGAUAUCUACAAAGAGUCCCUCAUCUCUUUGGUGGCCUCGCUCCUCAUGGGAUUUGGAGUCCCCUUCCUGCUGCUCUGGGUCAGCAUGUACAUCUGAACUCUCAAAGGUUCCAAUCAGGUCGCUUCAUGGAACCCCUGCUUU
Messenger RNA from Herpailurus yagouaroundi (jaguarundi), 285 nucleotides. RefSeq names its product transmembrane protein 258-like. Lineage: Eukaryota; Metazoa; Chordata; Mammalia; Carnivora; Felidae. The record is from RefSeq and is a predicted model, not a curated record. Bases 1 to 240 code for a protein of 79 amino acids. Gene Ontology annotation, cellular component: oligosaccharyltransferase complex. The transcript has a single exon.